Molecule: messenger RNA, 5177 nt
Organism: Sus scrofa (pig)
Lineage: Eukaryota; Metazoa; Chordata; Mammalia; Artiodactyla; Suidae
Gene: MAPK1IP1L
Product: mitogen-activated protein kinase 1 interacting protein 1 like
Source: RefSeq, a predicted model, not a curated record
CUACGCGCUCGGAGCUCGACGCUUCCUGUUCCGGCGCCAGGAGGAGCCGCGCGCUGCUGGUGCUGCUGGUGCUGCCGCCCCCGCCGCCGUCGCCGCUGCCGUCAGUAGGGUUGCGCUCGGUUCUUCAGCGCCAAGUUCCUGCGGACCCAUCGCCACUUCUAGACCUUUCCGCGGGCUCGGAUCUUGUCGGGAAAAUGUCUGAUGAAUUUUCGUUGGCAGAUGCACUACCUGAUCACUCCCCUGCCAAAACCUCUGCUGUGAGCAAUACAAAACCUGGCCAACCUCCUCAAGGCUGGCCAGGUUCCAGCCCUUGGAAUAACCCAAGUGCUCCACCUUCUGUGCCAUCUGGACUCCCACCAAGUGCAACACCCUCCACUGUGCCUUUUGGACCAGCACCAACAGGAAUGUAUCCCUCUGUGCCUCCCACUGGACCACCUCCAGGACCCCCAGCACCCUUUCCUCCUUCUGGACCAUCAUGCCCCCCACCUGGUGGUCCUUAUCCAGCCCCAGCUGUGCCAGGCCCUGGCCCCACAGGGCCUUAUCCUACACCAAAUAUGCCCUUUCCAGAGCUUCCAAGACCAUAUGGUGCACCCACAGAUCCAGCUGCAGCUGGUCCUUUAGGUCCAUGGGGAUCCAUGUCUUCUGGACCUUGGGCACCAGGAAUGGGAGGGCAGUAUCCUACCCCUAAUAUGCCAUAUCCAGCUCCAGGGCCAUAUCCUGCUCCUCCUCCUCCCCAAGCACCAGGGGCAGCACCUCCUGUUCCAUGGGGCACUGUUCCCCCAGGAGCCUGGGGACCACCAGGGCCAUAUCCUGCCCCUGCAGGAUCAUAUCCCUCACCAGGACUCUAUCCUGCUCCCAGUAAUCCUUUUCAAGUGCCUUCAGGACCUUCUGGUGCUCCACCGAUGCCUGGGGGCCCCCAUUCUUACCAUUAAGUUAACAAUGGACGAAGAGAUGACGCUUUGCUUUUUGAAGUACAUAUAUAUAUGCACAUGAAUGCAUAUAUAAAAAUUGCUGUUUCACUAUUCUUAGAGGGCAUUCAUGAAAGAACACCUCUUGCACCUCUCAGAAGAUAUCUGCCUCUUGUGCUUGGAUGUUUAGUACAUCUGAUGGAUAUAAUCAGAUAAAAAUGUAAAAGUAAAUCAUUCAAAUGUGAUUUUUAUUCGGUUUUUAUGGAAAGUUAAAGUUAAUAAGUAUAUUGAAUAGCUCUUUGAUACAGUUGUUUAAAAGAAGUUUUCGAUUUGUUUAAAUUAUGAAACUGAACACUUAUAUAAUCACUUUUUCCCGUAAAUAAACACACUUUGAAAACAAUCACAUUGUCAUAAUUUAAACAAAUGAUGCCUCUCAACAUCUUGAGCUGCUCUAUCUAUAGGAUAAAUAACCUGGUCCUCUUGAGGUUAUAUUUUGGAUAUAGAUUUUAAUACUAUUGGUAAUUAUUGUCAGAUGUUGAGUUCAUUUUUAUCCUUGAGCUUUUAGUAAGAACUUUUCCUUCAUUUUGACUUCCACCUGAUUUGUUUUAUUUUUAGCCAGAUGGGUUGUAACAACUCUAAAAUCUGCCCUUGAUGGAAGCUAACUUUUUUCCUUAAUGCAGGCCAGCAUGUAUGUCAAUUAUAUUCUGAGAGCAUUGGUGAUCUCUUUGUAUUGCUUAGAACAGAUUAUUUUGAGAUGUCCAUAUUACUUUGGGAAGAGCUCAAGGAAGAAACUAAUUCUCCUUCAUCUGAAUCCACACGUAGAGGAGACCCUGAGAGUUGCUUUAUGGUAACAAAUAAUUUGCAUUCCCACAGGACACUCUUCUACAGGACCUUCCCUGUAGCCCCCUCUUCCUCAGUUCUUUAGAAGGAGCACAGCCUUUGAUUCAUCCCUGAUACGGAAAACUGGCACACUCUAGGGGUCUGUCACAAACACACAGAUGUUAAUGUUUAGAGAACCUUCGUCAUACAGACGAGCAAUUGAAAUAUGUAUGUCUCUCAGAGUCUGGUUAAGCUAUGUCGUUGUCAAUUGCAUAGUUUCCUGGAUCUGUUUGUAAAGUGCUUAUGGCUAACAGUUCAGUUCUGUAUUUUUUGACAGGUAAAUAGGUAGAAGAAUAAGUGCCAUCCUUAAAAAUUAUUCUCUAGCUCUAACAAUAAUAAUAAAGUGUAGAUCUCUGCAAUUGAGUUUAAAGCAUUGUGACUGUUACUUAAAAAUAAGUGUUGUUUGUAACCUUCAAAGUAGCUUUUUGGCACCUUACCUUAAAAUCACAUUUUUAGAUUUGGGAUAUAACUGACCAUGUUAUUUGUCAAAUAACAUUUUGAAAUUUUGAAUGUAUCCAUUGGGUUACUAAAAUGUGAAUUUCUUGAGCAGUAUAUGAGAGAUUUAUGCUGGAGCUCUUAUUUUUGCUUAGAAAUAAAAUAAUUUAGUAGUUUAUUUCCCUUAUAGUUAAAAAUGUCAAGAAUGCCAAAUGCUGCCAAGUUAAUGGUUUGAUAGCUACCUCCUUUUUAAGAAAGCAAGAUUGCCACCUUUGAGAGAAGUAUUCAGUUUAGGCCUCCCUUUUAAGUGGAUGACAAAUUCAAGCUUUCAGAAUUGAAACUAAUUUGUUUAGAUAUUUUCAGACUGGGGAAUGUUAGCCAGCUCUUUCGUAGUGGCAGUCUUUUAUUCUUGCACUUCUCUGCUGGGACAAGUGGCAGCUAUCUACAACACUCUUGGAAUCUGUUGUCAAAGUAUCCUUCAGUUUAUAAGGCAGUAGCCUAAGAAGGUGUCAGAGCUUAAAUUAUCCAUCUGUUUCAUAAUGUCUAUCAUAAUGUCAGCUAACUCUGGAGGGGUGAUAGGAACAGUGAGAUGGCAGCAAAGAUAUCUCUCCUUUUGGUUAUUUUGGUUGCCCCACAUUGUGAUAAGUGGACAACUCUGGCUUUAAAUAAAAUAAUUAAUGUAACACUAGAGAGGAUAAUGUCUGACUAAAAGAAAAAGAGGUAAUGAGUUUGGGAAUCUGUAAUUGUGGAGUCCAUUUAUGAUUGGAGAAAACCUUCUGCUCAAGGACUUGAAGGGCCAUGACUACAAGAUUUGGAAUUACUAUCCCUUAUAAGUAUAUUAACUUUGCUGGCGACCCAUACUGCCAGUGUGCCCUAGAGGACACUGCCAUUUUAAAUUUUGCGUUUCAAGUAUCUUCUAAGUAAUAUUUGGGUUUGGUUGGUUUUUGUUUUUCUUUUUUUUUUUUUUUUUUAAUGUAAGAGUGGAAAUCAGAGGGAAUAAGUUUGCUUUUACAUUAUUUUUAAUUCUUUUAAGCAUCAUUUCUCAACUUGGAGAAGGGGCAACUCAAUUCUUGUGGGUACUCUGGGGCAAAAAGUAUUUUUAGGUUCAGGGCGGAGUUUUAAGGGUGGAAUGGAGGAAAGCAUCUAAGAAGGUUUUUGUCUUUACAAGGGAAUAACAUUGCUUUUAAAACAAGUUGUGCUAGGCUGAGAUUGGUUUGUAGAAGAGACUGCUUGUUAGAAAGUAUGUUUGGUCUUAAGGGAAUUCGAAGUAUGGAAUAUGCUGGCAUUUGGACUUUCAGAGCAAGAAUUUUAAGAUAAAUGUGAUGGAGAUAGUUGAGAUAUGUUGAGGAAUAGUGUUUCUGGAAUUAGGACUUUACUUAGAGUUUGAAACAUUGAACCUAAAAAUGACACCAGAAAAUUCAAAUAGAGACCGUUAGGUCCUCAUUCACACACUCAGUCCUCAGGAAUCAGGACUCCUGAAAGGAGUACUUACAAUGCCUGGCCUGUCUACUGGACUCCGCCCGACACUUUUGCGCUUUUGAAGAUGGCUGUUAACAGCUCUGACUCCACAGGCCUGUUUUCUGUAAAGUAUGAUAUUGAUUAUUUGGGCAUAGACAAUACAUUUUUUAAUUCCCCAAAGGCUUUCCUUCUUUGCCAUUUACAGUUAUUGUUUUCAGUAGAGAAUAAUAAAAGGGCAGAGAAGAAAGAGGUGAGUUUUUGGCCUUGGUCCUCACUUUCUAGGAAAGAAGUUGGUUUUGCCCCUCAUACUUUUACCUCACAAAUAAUUUGAGCUACCUAUUGUACUCAGAUGUACAGUUUUUGAAAUUAUUCGUGUACAUCAGCAUAGCUCUACUCAGAGUUUCAAUUUAAAUACCAUGCCAAGUUUGCAUAUCAGUCAGUUGCCUACACUUCUAAAUGAUUCAUGCCAGUGUCUUCCUUCCUCACCCUGAAUAAUCUAGUGCUAGAUUUAUAAAAUGCCUGGUUUAUAAACCUUGGAAAUUAAACCUAAGCACAGACCUUCAAGUGUUCACGUUUUUGAGAAGCAUAAGGCUUAAUUCAGAUGAAUCACACUGAUACACUGUACUAUGCAUAGAAAGUGGUGGGUGGCUUUCAGGGAAGACUAUAAUCUUAAUAAAGCAAUAUUUAGUAUUGAAGACAGAUACUGUUCUUUUUAUGUUUCAGAAUUCUGCCAAGUAAAACAAAAAUUGCCAAUAAAAUAAUCAGUAUUAAAGAAGUGCCAUGCAAGCUUCUGGCAAUAGAAAACAUCUGAAAACUGCAUUCAUUCAGCAGACAUUUAAAUGUCUAUGAUCCAGGUGCUUUGCCAGAUGCCAGAGAUACAGAGAUGAAAGAAUGCCUGUCCUUCAGAGACUUACAGCCCAGGGGAAGCAUUGCAGAGUUGAUUAGUACCCCCAGUAUUAGUUACCUGGAUAAACAUUCUAGUAUUGCUGCUGGUAGAAAUUAGAGACCAGCCUUUGGGCAUUUAAAAGUAAGAAAAUGCUUUUCAGGACUGUAUUGUCAGUGCAACUAUUCAAGCAUGUGAAGUAAUGGGAUAUUUUUCCCCUGGAUAAAGGCACUUUCCUGCCUGUCACUGAUUAGCAGAUACUGAUUUGUUGCCAUUAAGUAAGCUUGACUUCUGAUGUGUGCUCUAUAAAGAUUUUUUUUCUUGGUAUUGUGAUUUUUUUUUUCAUUGACUCAAUAAUGACAAAUUUAAUGUAUGUAAUUGUCUAUGCAUUUUAAGUUAAACUGCCUACAAUGUGAUUUGAGACAUAAACAUUUGUAUUAUGAACUGUAAGCAGUCUGUUUAAGAUGUUAGGUUUUAUCACCUGCUGCUGUAUUUGUAAACAAAGACAAAUGUUGCUUUAAGACGUAAUUAUAAUUAGGAAUAGUCUAUGGAUGUGAUACUUGAUAUUUUUUAAGAUAAACCUUUGCUUUUGUGUAUUAUACCUGGAAACUUUU